CUUGCCAUAUUUCAUGGGAGUUUUGCUGUGAAAAUAGAUAUGACAAAUAUAUCUUUGGAAUUUUUAUAUUGUGAAUGAAAUAUCUGGAAUAACAUUUUUUAAGACAUCUAAAAAUGGAGGAGAGUUGGGGGAUUUCCUCGAGAACAUAUGAAAUAUAUUGCCCUACGUAAGCUUAACUACAUCCAUGACCAUCUUAGGAUGGUGAAAGACAGAGGCUCUAGAAGAAACCAGACAGCACUAAAUAUCAUCACAGAAUUAGGAGCUGAAAGUACUGCACAUGGACUUUCUAAGAUAGCCACUUCUAUUAAAACAAAACGGAAAGUAAUGUGGGCCCUGCUGGUUAUUGUUGGAUUUACAGCCGCUACUCUUCAACUGUCACUACUAGUCAAAAAAUAUUUACAGUUUUCUGUGGUUGAAGUGUCUGAAAUGAAAACUGGAAUGCCAGUUGAAUUCCCAGCUGUGACUAUCUGCAAUAUUCAGGCAAUAUCACUGACAAAAAUCAAACAUCAAAUGGAGAGAAGACAUUCAAAAGUUGUGGACUGGUUCAAAUUUCAACAGUGUUCUCGGUUUGGUGAACAACAAAUUAGAAUGGAGUCAACACAGGCAUUUUUUGAAAAUCUGAAUAAUGAAGCUAUGGCAUCAGGUCAUGAUAUAAAUGACAUUCUCUUGCAUUGUCGCUUUAAUCAACAUAAAUGCAAUGCAAGUAAAUUCACACAUUUUUUUGAUGGACAGAAUUACUUUAACUGCUAUACUUUCAACAGUAAACGACUCGCUGAAAAGAUUUUAAUUCAAGCCACAGGACCAGAGUAUGGUUUAUCUGUGGUCAUUGCUCUUGACAAUGAUGACCCACCAUUGGGAGCAUAUGGACUGUAUAAUAUAAACAAUAACAUUGCUCACAGCGCAGGAUUACGUGUCCAAGUGCAUGCUCCAAAUACAAUGCCUAGUCCUGUGGAUCAUGGUUUUGACAUUCCACCCGGAUUUUCUUCUUCUGUAGGAUUAAAAGCUGUGAUAAACACUCGAUUACCAUAUCCAUAUGGAAACUGUACAAACGACCUUUUAUAUAAAGACAGUCACUAUAGCAACACAAUCUUUGCUUGUUUACAGUUAUGUAAGCAGGAAAAAGUUAUUGAAAAAUGUAAGUGCAAGUCGUCUGGCUUACCGGAUCUGCAAAAUCGUAAUUUAUCUUAUUGUGGAGCAAUGAAAAACUGGCGAGAAAUUUUUGAGAAAAUGGACUGUGAAGAUAUAGGAGGCCAUGAUGGCAAUACCAAUCAGAGAAAAAAUUACUUUUUGCUACCAGAUUUGAAAUGUGAACAAGAUAUGCUUAGACAACUGGCAAAUGAUCGGAGUUAUGAAGCAGACUGUGGUUGCUACCAACCAUGUCAGGAAACAACCUAUCAGAAAGCCCUUUCAAUAUCAUAUUGGCCUUUAGAAUUUUUUCAGCAAAAUGCACUAGAAAAAUUUUACAAUAAAACUCAGUUAGAUAACACAUUUUUGAAAGAAGCGUACAAUUAUCUUCAUGAACAUGUCACGCAAUAUGAAAAACUGUACAAUGAUCCAGAAGCACAUGCUGAAAAAUUAUACCACACAAACAUCAACCUAACAGAACGUCAAAGACUAAUACGAGCAUCAACUCUUAUACAUCAAAACUUAAUACGUCUCAAUAUCUACUUGGAAGAUUUAAAUGUAGUAGAAUUUAAACAAAGUGCAGCAUAUGAAAUAGAGGAUUUAUUUGCCGAUAUAGGUGGAACAUUGGGUUUAUGGAUGGGCAUUUCAGUGUUGACAAUCAUGGAACUAAUUGAAUUAGUGAUACAACUAAUAAUACUGCUUUUCAAUUCAGAAAAGAAAAUUCCACAACCUAAUGACCCUGUUCCAAAUGGUCCGUUCAAUGGACUGAUGGACCAAAAUGAUCAUUAUGAUCCCUAUAACAAAAGGUCAGAUUUUGAAAGUUUUGACAAAGCUGAGUAUUUCAAACCAAUGUCAGAAUUACCAGAAGAUUCACCUGUAUGACAUCAUCUCAGCUGACCAACAGCUUAAACUGAACUGAACUUAACUGGUUACCUAAACUUAACUGGUUACAAGUUCAAACAAUGCUGAUUUUCAGUGUGAAUCAGAAAAAAAGUAAACCAAUUUGCUAUUUCUAAGUUUCUGACAAUGAAAUCAGUACUGCAUUAAUUUCAGAAACAAAGCAUUUUAUUGCAAGUUAAGCAUCAAGAUUGUCAAGAGUUUGAACAUCAGAAAUUAACAUCUUAGAGAUGAAAGGGAUUGACUUAACAUAUGUAUAAGUGAAUAUUACCUUACAAAAGAAUCUUUCUUUUGAAAGUCAGAAAA
Molecule: messenger RNA, 2328 nt
Organism: Mytilus californianus (California mussel)
Lineage: Eukaryota; Metazoa; Mollusca; Bivalvia; Mytilida; Mytilidae
Product: FMRFamide-activated amiloride-sensitive sodium channel-like
Exons: 2
Coding region: 148-2007 (619 amino acids)
Biological process (GO): sodium ion transmembrane transport
Cellular component (GO): membrane
Molecular function (GO): ligand-gated sodium channel activity
Source: RefSeq, a predicted model, not a curated record